Paramisgurnus dabryanus is the source of this 2664-nucleotide messenger RNA. RefSeq names its product adaptor protein, phosphotyrosine interaction, PH domain and leucine zipper containing 2 (gene appl2). Gene Ontology annotation, biological process: signaling. Gene Ontology annotation, cellular component: cytoplasm; endosome membrane. NCBI's taxonomy places the organism in Eukaryota, Metazoa, Chordata, Actinopteri, Cypriniformes, Cobitidae. The record is from RefSeq and is a predicted model, not a curated record. Gene Ontology annotation, molecular function: protein binding.
CGCCUUUGCGCACGCUGCAUGCUGGAAACUGUAGUCCUCAUUCUUUCAUUUCGUUCUUAUCGUCUGUCCCGUGAAAGAUGCCGGCUGUACAUCACAAAUUAUUACUCGAGGACGCCCUGCAGGACAGUCCGCAGACGCGCUCCCUGCUCAGUGUGUUUGAAGAGGAUGCUGGGACGCUCACAAACUACACAAACCAGCUGCUCCAGUCUAUGCAAAGAGUGUUUGGAGCUCAGAAUGAAAUGGCCUUGGCAACAGAACAGCUUUCUAAGCAGCUCUUGGAAUAUGAGAAACAGGACUUUGCUCUUUCAAAAGGAGAUGAAGAGGUCAUUAACACCCUGCAGCAGUUUGCCAGAAGCGUAGAAGAGUUGAACUCUCUGCAUGCUGAACUCGCCACUCAGAUUGCGGAAAAGAUGGUGUUUCCCAUGGUGCAAUUCAGAGAGAAGGACCUUACAGAGAUCAGCACACUAAAGGAGAUAUUCGGCAUUGCCACUGAUGAGCAUGAAGCUGCCAUGGUGAAAUACAGUCGUUUACCUAAAAAGAGAGAAAACGAAAAGUUGAAAGCAGAGGUGGUGAGAGAUGUGGCAUAUUCCCGCAGAAAACAGCAUCAAGCAGCUCUGCAGUAUUAUUGUGCUCUGAACGCACUGCAGUAUAGGAAAAAAGUGGCCAUGCUCGAACCCAUGCUAGGAUACACAAAUGCUCAGAUAAAUUUCUUUAAGAAAGGUCUAGAGCUGGUUUCUAAGAAGAUGGACAGUUUUCUUACCUCAGUUUCCAGCAUGAAUGAAAGUAUUGAGUCUCAGUUAGAUAUAGAUGCAGAGGUCAUGCGUUCAUCUCAGAGAGAGCUCCUCUCCGCGGAUGACAAUGUUUACACGCCGGAUUAUAGUCAAGCCCCCGUGAACCGAGCCCUUAUCCAGAAAGCCGGUUACCUCAACAUCAGGAAUAAAACAGGCCUGGUGACCACAGCGUGGGAUCGGUUGUUUUUCUUCACGCAGGGCGGUAAUCUGAUGUGUCAGCCGCGAGGAGCCAUCGCAGGUGGGAUGGUUUUGGAUUUGGACAACAGCUCCGUCAUGGCUGUGGAGUGUGAAGACCGGCACUACUGCUUUCAGAUCACCUCACCCAAUGGCAAAACGUCUCUGAUUCUUCAAGCUGAGAGCAAAAAGGAGUAUGAAGAGUGGAUUUGUACCCUUAACAACAUUUCAAGACAAAUAUAUCUGACUGACAAUCCUGAGGCUGUGGCCAUCAGAAUGCAUCAGACAGCACUUCAGGCAGUGACCCCCAUCACCAGCUUUGAAAAGAGAGCUGAAGGUUCUCCAAACCCUGAUCGAGCUAAACCUGGUGCCGUGGCUCCCGUGGUGUCUCAGAAGGCCCCUGCAGUUUACGAGCCUGAAGAUUUGAUCGCCCCGGGAACCCCGAUCCAGUUUGACAUUGUGUUGCCCGUCUCCGAGUUCUUGGAUCAGAACCGAGCUGGAGCGAGACGCACAAACCCCUUCGGUGAAACGGAGGAAGAUGACAGCGGAUCAGACACACACGAUUCGCUCCUUCAGCAGGUGUUUGCUGUGAGGUUCUUAGGGUCCAUGGCCGUCCGUGCUGGUCACACACAGGAAGUGAUUUAUGAAGCCAUGAGGCAGGUUCUCGCCGCUCGAGCGAUCCACAACAUUUUCAAAACGACAGAGUCUCAUAUGAUGGUGACCAGUAACUGCAUCAGAUUGAUCGAUCCACAGACUCAAGUCACCAAAAUCUGUUUUCAGCUGAAGGACAUCUCACAGUUUGCAGCCCAUCAGGAGAACAGCAGACUAAUGGGUUUCGUGUUGGAAGGGACAGACUGGAGUAAUGGAUCUGAUGGAGAUCCUUCAUUCAGCGUCUUUGUGUUUGAGAGCAACACUGAAGGAGAGAAGAUCUGCUACACAAUCAACUUGGGAAAGGAGAUCACAGAGGCAAAGAAGGACCCUGAAGCAUUGGCCCAGCUGAUGAAGUCGAUGCCUCUGACGAACGAUGGGAAGUUUUUGCUGUUGGACAAUGAGACGAGAGACACUACAGAUGGACUCUGGCAGGAUGACCUGGAGUCAGAGGCCUGAUCUCAUAUAAACACGCACGCAUCUCACACGGCUGUUUCUUCUGUCCUGUCUGUAUUCAGCCGAUCUCCAAACACACUACAUGAAGAAAUUAAACGGCACUUAUUCUCCAGCACUCGUCUAGUUUAGAUACGAUGAAUGCUGGUUUAAAUUAAUCAGAUGUUUACACGGUAAAGGGUUAAUUCUCCCUAAGCGAGUUACGUCAGAGAAUGCAAAGCUAGCAAAUAAGAAAAAUAAGAAUAUAGCGCAUGAAUGAUAUGGCCUACUGUUCAAGAUGCUUCCAUUUUAUUCGUUUUGUGUUUAGUGGAAGAAAAUUGUGUGUUUAGAACGAGAGAUCAUACAUUUUCCGGUUAACUGUUCAUUUAAAUCGGCAAUCUGUAACUUUUGCCUCUAUUUCCACAUCUCUGGUUGAAACAUAAAAUUGCAGGUUGAUUGAGAGGUUUUUUUCUUAUGCGAGUACAAGUCAACUGACAGGUUAAAUGAAAAAAAUAUUAUAAUAAGCUUACCAGUGUGAAAUCAAGUAAGAUAAGGAGAUGCUUGCUUUUAAACGCCUGCUCAAUUAUGUGAUUUUUGUUUGUUUUUACCCCAAAAAGUU